Messenger RNA from Cetraspora pellucida, 264 nucleotides. The record is from the annotation of a GenBank genome assembly. Lineage: Eukaryota; Fungi; Glomeromycota; Glomeromycetes; Diversisporales; Gigasporaceae.
AUGGCAAUAAGUAAGGAUUUGCCACUACCACUGCCACCCAAUGUGGUAAUAAAUAAGUUUGCUGCUACCACUACCACUCAAUAUAGUACUAUCAAAUUGGUUCCUAUUACCAGAACUUUUAGAAAAUAUCCUGAACUUGUAAAUAUUCUCAACACUUAUAUAAGUGCUUGUAAAGCUGCUAUUCAACAAAGUUCUGACUCUAUAACUGCUACAAAAUGCCUUUGCAAAGGUAAUUGCUUGAAAAAUCAUUGUAAAUAUAAAAAG